Messenger RNA from Pelecanus crispus (Dalmatian pelican), 542 nucleotides. NCBI's taxonomy places the organism in Eukaryota, Metazoa, Chordata, Aves, Pelecaniformes, Pelecanidae. The record is from RefSeq and is a predicted model, not a curated record.
CAUACCAAGUCUUCGGAACUGGCACAAAGCUUAUUGUUUCUGACAAAGGAAAUUCUCCACCGGCACACGCUGAAAUCCUGCAGAAUACACAUGAAAAUCUGACAACGUAUGUUUGCCUUAUUGAGAAAUUCUACCCAGAGGUUAUUCGGGUCACAUGGACCGAAGGGGAAAAUAAGGAGGUAACACAAAAUGUAGUAAAAGGAGACGCUUUGAAGCUCGCAGGCAAGGAUAAAUACUCAAUCAGCAGCUGGUUAACUGUACCAGCAGAGAACAAAGACAGGAAAUAUACCUGCAAAUACGAGCACGAAAGCAAAGUGGAUUCACUGUCAACACAAGAUGAUACAAAGCCUGCUCAUCAGGAAGAGGACUGCAUCACAUAUCCUGGAAACGGCACAGUUUUUAAUGGAGAUCACUUAAUGCACAGGACAGCAUAUUUAGUGUACAUCGUCCUCCUUCUGAAGAGCUGCAUGUACUAUCUCAUCGUACUCUUCUUCAUCUACAGAAUGUGGGCUCCAACCAAGCACCGACGAAAGAAAGCAUAG